This is a messenger RNA of Dromiciops gliroides (monito del monte), 6167 nucleotides long. RefSeq names its product centrosomal protein 164 (gene CEP164). The record is from RefSeq and is a predicted model, not a curated record. The transcript is spliced from 32 exons. Bases 148 to 4524 code for a protein of 1458 amino acids. NCBI's taxonomy places the organism in Eukaryota, Metazoa, Chordata, Mammalia, Microbiotheria, Microbiotheriidae. Gene Ontology annotation, molecular function: protein binding.
CUUGGCCGCUGCAGGCAACACCCCGGCGUCCCUGGAAGCGGGAGCCGGGGUGGUGCAAGGGAAGCUGCGCGGAACCGGAGGCCGGAGGCCGGAGCCUCCCGGGGCAAGGGGAGCGUCCGGAGCCAGGUCUGGGGGCCCAGAUAAAACAUGGCGGGGCGACCUAUCCGCAUAGGAGACCAGCUGGUACUGGAGGAAGACUAUGAUGAAACCUACAUCCCCAGUGAACAAGAAAUUUUUGAAUUUGCCAGGGAAAUUGGAAUUGAUCCCAACAGCGAACCAGAAUUAAUGUGGCUGGCCCGAGAAGGCAUUGUGGCUCCACUCCCCAUGGACUGGAAACCAUGCCAGAACAUCACAGGUGAUAUUUACUAUUUUAACUUCACCAACGGACAGUCCAUGUGGGAUCACCCAUGUGAUGAGCAUUAUCGGAACCUGGUGAUCCAGGAACGGGAAAAGCUGUCAACUCCUGGUGCCAUCAAGAAGAAAGAGAAGAGAAAGAAGAAGGACAAGAAAGACAAGAAGGACAAGGAAUCUCCCAAAAUGCCCAUGGCCCUGGGUUCUUCCUUAGCCCCAGUUCAUGGACCCUUGGGAGGCCUCGCUCCAUUACGCAGUCUCAUGGAUACCUCAGCCCCAACCCUCCGUUCAUCCCUGAGUAUCAACUUGGGAAGCUCAGUGGAAUCUUCUCAGCCUUUGGAAACUAGCCUGCUUCCACAAGGCCCCAAGACUUCUACCUACACCAAGAAUCUCUUGGGCUCUAUCCAUGAGGAAAAGAACCCUCUCAGCCUGCUGGCUCUUGGGGAAGAGACCAAUGAAGAGGAGGAGAGUGAGAAUCAGAGCCCUCGCAGCACAGCUGGACUCUUUAAGAAUCUACACCUGGAUAUUGGGGUCCUGGGGGGCAAUUUUGAUUAUGAGGAGUCUCCAAGAAGCCAACCAGAGGAUAAGAAGGAAACAUCUCUGGGCUCAGAUAUCCCCUGCCCUCGGACUUCCGACAAGCUCUUCAGCCGAGAUGUAGAUAGCAGCCUGGGCAGUGCAGAUGGUGAAGGCCGACGAGGGAAGCUGGCAAGUGCUUGGCUCCCAGACAAGGAAGACAGUGAGAAGGGUGACCCAGGGGCCUCCCGGCCACAGAUGACUCGAGUGGUAGACUCAGGAACUUGUGAAAAUACCAGAGCAGCCAACAAGCAGUUGGAAGACCCAGUGGUGGUUGGAGAGGUGGGCCGUGAGAAAAAAGAGGCAAUGAGUGAACUAGAGAAGGAGUUGACAGAGCCAAAAACAGGGAGCAGAUUGGAUAUCAAUGAAAAGUCUGAGAUCAGUGAUCAUGUGAAAGAGUUGCAGUUCUCAGACCAUUCAGAUCCCAAGUCAUUUCUUGGCCUGGACUUUGGUUUUCGAAGUCGAAGUCGGAUCUCUGAACAAUUGCUGGAUAUAGAUGGAUUGUCCCCAGUCCUGGAUGGACCCAUUUGGGAAACCAAGGGCCCAGGAGAGGAGGAAAAAGACCAGAGUCGGUCCAACCUGGAAGAGGCAGAGAGCGAACAGUCCAGUGAUGAAGAGAGGGAGAAAAUCCUGAGCCUUUUUCACAUCCAAGAGGUAGGAGAAGGACAACAUUCCCCAGAGGGGGAGCCUAGGGAAACAGAGGAUCCUGAGCAGAAUGUGAUGGCCAGCCCAACUUCACAGGCCUCCUCCACGAAGAGUGAGCAGAUCCUCAGCCCCCCUCAUGACCAUAAGAUGGAAGAAGAGCCUCACUCCACAAAGGUUGAAAAUGAGCAGAAAAAGGCAGAAGAACAUGAGGAGGCGAUGACCAGCCCAACCUUGCCAGACUCCAGAGAAGCACUUGUGCUAGAAUCUGUAAUCACUCUGAGGCAGCCUUUAGGGGAUUCCCUAAAGGUCAUAGAAGAGAAGACAGCCCAGGAUCUGGAGCAGGAGCGGGCAAGACUGUUAGAGGAUCGGAGACAGAAGAUGGAGCGCCUGCGGGAAGAGCUGUGUCAAGAGGAAGAAGAGGAGAUGCUGAAACUUGAGCAGCAGAAAGACAAGUCCCUCAGGUCUCUGAGGGAGCAGCUCAAGAAAACAGCCGAGGAAGAAGAGGCUCGAAUGAGGGAAGAAGAGAGUCAGAAGCUUUCUAAGCUGCGAGCUCAGAUCCUAGCCAGUACAGAAACACAGGAGAAUCAAAUUAGGGCAGAGCAAGAAGCUUCCCUGAGGAAAGUAAGAGAAGACUUGGAGUCAUUGCAGAGGGCUGAGAGGUCUAGCUUGGAGCAGCAGCAGAAGCAGAUGCUAGAGAAACUUAAGGAGGAGAUAGAGACUAGUGAAAAGAGAGAGAGGGCCCUCUUGGAAGAGGAGAAUGACAAAGCAAUGAGUCGACUGAAGGAACGACUGAAAGAUCUCAGGGAGGAGGCCAUGGCAGCGUUGGAGAAGGAACAUACAGAUAACUUGGAGAGGCUUCGCGCCUCAGCUGAGGAGAAAUACCGUGAGGUCAUCGCUGGCCUGAAAAAGCAAAUCGAGGAGGCCCAUCGGAAGGAGGAGGCCCAGCUGCAGGAAGAGCUGGGUCAGGCGGAAGAGAGAGUCCACAAGAAAACUUACCGAGUGACGGAGUACGAGAGAGAGCUCAGUGACCUCCUGAGAGAGAAGAGGCAGGACGUGGAGAAGGACCAUGAGCGGAAGAUGGACCAGAUGAAGGAGGAGCACCGACAAGUGCUGGCAGAGACCAGGCAGCAGUAUGAUGAAGAGGAGAGGAAGCAGCGAACAGAUCUUCGGGCAAACUUGGCGGAUGAGAUGGAGCGUCUGAGGCGGGCCCAUGAUCGGGAGCUAGAGACCAUGCGUCGGGAGCUGGAAAGGCAGCUUGGCAAAAUCCAGCUCAAGCACCGAGAGCAGGAAAGGAAGCUCCAGGAUUUAGAAGCAGAACUUGAAACUAGAACCAAAGAUAUCAAGGCCAGAUUGAUCCAACUGGAUAUGCAGGAGGACGCCAUUAGAAAGAAGCAGCAGCAACUUGUAGACGUAGAGAAGCAGAUUGCCCUGGAGAGAGAGGAAGCCACAUCCAGCCACCAGCACCUCGAGGAAGCGAGGAAGGAGCAGGCCCACCUUGUGGAGUCCACUCGGCAGCUGCGCCGCACCCUAGAGGAGCUGCGCUCCCGGAAGGCUAAGCUGGAGUCCCAGGUGGAGGUGCUUCAGGCCCGGAGUCAGAGGCUGCAGAGACGGGUCAGGUGGGGCUUCUGGACACCCUGGCCAGUGAGUGACUUGGAAGCUGAGUCCCAGAGGAAGCAGGACACUUUGAAUGAGCUGGCUGCGGAGGAGGAGACUGCUGCUGCUGCUUCUCCUCGCCGGGAAGGGGAACUCCACCUGGAGGACCUGAGGAAGUCCCUGGGCACGACCCUUGAUAAGGAGCUGUCUGCCACCAACUCCCAGAACGAUGAGGAACGCUCUCCCCAGAUGGAUAAUAUCCGCCAUUAUCUGUCCUCGGAGGCUGUGUUCCUUCAAAGUGCCAAGGAAUUCUUGGUCCAGCAGACACGCUCCGUGAGGAAGCGCCAGACGGCGCUGAAAGCUGCCCAGCAGCAGUGGUGCCAUGAUGUAGACACCGCCCAAGUGACCUCUGAAGACCUGCCUAAUUCCCAUACCCUAGAAGAUAUACGAAAGAACAUAGAGGAGGUAAAGAGGCCCAAGGGUAAGGAGACCAAAAACCUGGAUGAGAUGAAGUCAGCCAUGCGCAAGGGCCAAGUUCUGCUGAAGAAGAAAGAGGAGAAGCUGAGUCAGCUGGAGAAUUCUCUUCAGGAAGAGCUUUCAGAUGAGGGCACACUGAGAGGAGCUUCCUCUAGAAAGGUGGUAACAUUUGACGUUAGCGAUCUGGAAGACACCAGCAGUACGAGCUCUGAGACCUCCCCUCUGCCCCACAGGGAUCCAGUAUCAAACUUGCCUUUCCCCCAUUUCAACAAGAUCCAGUACUUAAGCAGCUCCUUACAAAGAAUCACCAAUGAGCUCAAUGGGGUGCUGAGUGUAUUGGGCUCCCUUAGCAUCCAGCCAUCACCUAUCUUAAGUUCAACACAAGUCCAGAUGCUUCCCCUGCCCUCCAAGACCACUCCCAUCUCCACUCACCCUUCCAUGACCAGAAUUUCAGCCCCUACCCCUUUGGUUCCCUCCACUGGGAUCCCUCUUCUCAAUCAGUGGGCCUGGGGCCCUGGAGUAAGCUCUGGCCUCACCUCUUCAGUUGCUCAGUCAGUGGACAACUUUCUGGUGGAGAAGUGGCACAAAUAUUUCCCAGCUGGAGUCCCAUUAUUUAGUGGCAGCCCAGCUCCUCUGGACAAUAGGUUGGGCUAUGUAUCUGCCAGUGAUCAGCUCCGCCUGUUUCAGAGCUCCCACUCCCAGAUCUCUCAGCCCAGUGGCUCCAGCAUUGAGGGCAUGAUCGAGUCUAAUAGGAAGUGGCUGGAGCAUAUGAAGAAAGACCCCAAGGUAUCCCUCUUCCCCACCUCACCCAAGCCCAAGGCUACCUCAGGCCUGCUGCAGUUGGGCCUGGAUGAGAACAACAAGCUGAAGGUGUAUCACUAUUAAGGCCCCUGGGGCGGUAGGGCAUAGGGCUCUCCAGGCCCCCCUCAUCUUAGACCAAGUGCCUAAGGAGCUUCCUGCACUUUAUUGUCCCUGAUCCAUCAUCCCUCUGCUAUGCAGGCCUGACCCCCUCAGGACUUUGGGGGAAGGCAUAGGAGUGAUGAUGGGGUAGGGGACAGUGGGAGGAAUGUAGCAAGCCACACCCUCUGAGAAGCCCCUAAUAUAUCCCAAACAGAAAAGUUUUGAGCUUCCAUGACCUACUGGGGCCUGCAUUAUCAUGCCAGUGCAGAUGAGGUAGGACUGACAGCCCCAGUGGAAGGAGAGGGGUGGCACUGGACACUUUCAUGGGGCUCCCCUUCAGGGAGUUGUCUUUGCCCUCCCUUCCAGUGGACCUGCUUCUGUCCUUCAGGUCUCCAGGGUAUUUUGGAGAGGGUCAGAGGAGCCAGUUUGGUAACUCUUGAUGUAUGGGCUAGGUCUGAGUGUGGAUGAAGCCCCUCUCCAAAGCAUGUUCACCCCAGGACUUGGUGCUUCUUGGGGACUAGCUCCACCCUGAACCUGUUUCCUUUUAGCUAAUACCUCAGCAGCAGGGCACCCGGCUCUCUUGGUUUGUUUUUGUUUUUUUUUUUAUGAUUCCUUUUUUGCACAAUGACUCAGGUUGUCUCAGGUUUGUGGUCAGCUUUACACAGAGCCUUUCCCUGAGGCUGAUUGAUGUGGGGUCCCUGAGAAACGAGGCAACUGUGAGUCUUCCCCUGCCUUUUGUUGGACUAGUCCCAUACGACUGAGGGAAUCAUUUUCUACCUUUAUCCCUGGGUUCCCACCCACAGAAUGACCCUGUACUUGGGCUUGGGGAAGGGAAGACCUUGGGAGUCAGACUCCAUGGGAAGAUGAAGCCAGGGCAGGCCUCUCUAGGGAUCCCAUUCCAUGACCCUCAGGCGUUAAGGUGAUGGCUUCCCCCACCUUGACAGAAAGCCAUUAGGAAAGGGGAUGGGGUUGUCCUCCGCCUUAUUCCAGUCAUCUUUGUAGCCUUCACUUUCUCCCACCUUUUCUCACCAUGCUUGUUCGGAUAAAAACGUUUGCAUUUCGACCACCACUCUUUUUUCCUUUUCCCAGCCUGCCCCUCCCUUCUAAUCUUUUGAGUUUCACUGUAGACAACGAGGUAUCUUGUACCAGAUGAAGUCUCCGCAGGAGGGGGCAGGAGGGGAGAGGAUGAGCAAUCAGAGAGGGGGUCUGGAGCCAUCUUGGGGCUGGAGAGAAGGUUCCCUGCAGGUCUCCUUCAGUGAGCCGGCAGACAGAUGGGCUCCUUGAUGGCGUUUGGUGGGGACUUCUGGAGAGUUCAUCUCACUGUUUUGAAGAAGUCAACAUUUUUUUGUCUUCAAGGCUGUGGAGUUGUGUUUAGCACUCCUCAGCAUGGAAACCAGCCUCUCAUCAUCUUUCUCAUGGAGGAGAAACCUGGGAAGCAGAUUGCUUUUUACCCCCUUCCUCAGGCACUGCAGCGAGGCACAAGCCUCUCCUCUCAGAGGAGACCGUUUUCUUACUUGACUGAUGCUGUGUGGUUUAGGAAUGGCUUGUGUGCUUAACAACUGUGGUGACAAUCAAUCCAGCUUGUCUUGCCCCAUGUUUUCUGUACCAAUUAAACCUCCAUGGGUCAU